Hippopotamus amphibius kiboko is the source of this 684-nucleotide messenger RNA. RefSeq names its product cleavage and polyadenylation specificity factor subunit 5-like. Lineage: Eukaryota; Metazoa; Chordata; Mammalia; Artiodactyla; Hippopotamidae. Gene Ontology annotation, cellular component: mRNA cleavage factor complex. Gene Ontology annotation, molecular function: mRNA binding. The transcript has a single exon. Bases 1 to 684 code for a protein of 227 amino acids. The record is from RefSeq and is a predicted model, not a curated record.
AUGUCCGUGGUGCCGCCCAAUCGCUCGCAGACUAGCUGGCCCCGUGGGGUCAACCAGUUUGGCAACAAGUACAUCCAGCAGACCAAGCCCCUCACCCUGGAGCACACCAUCAACCUGUACCCUCUUACCAAUUACACUUUUGAUACAAAAGAGCCCCUCUAUGAGAAGGACAGCUCUGUUGCAGCCAGAUUUCAGCGCAUGAGGGAGGAAUUUGAUAAAAUUGGCAUGAGGAGGACUGUAGAAGGGGUUUUGAUUGUCCAUGAGCACCGGCUACCCCAUGUGUUACUGCUACAGCUGGGAACAACUUUCUUCAAACUACCUGAUGGUGAGCUUAACCAAAGAGAAGAUGAAGUUGAAGGACUAAAAUGCUUAAUGACAGAAAUAUUGGGUCGUCAAGAUGGAGUCCUGCAAGACUGGGUCAUUGAUGACUGCAUUGGUAACCGGUGGAGACCAAAUUUUGAACCUCCUCAGUAUCCAUAUAUUCCUGCACAUAUUAUAAAACUUAAGGAACAUAAGAAGUUGUUUUUGGUUCAACUUCAAGAGAAAGUCUUGUUCGCAGUCCCUAAAAAUUAUAAGCUGGUGGCUGCACCACUGUUUGAACUGUACGACAAUGCACCUGGAUAUGGAUCAAUCAUUUCUGGUCUCUCUCAGCUUUUGAGCAGGUUCAGUUUUAUAUGCAACUGA